GAGUACCAAUGCAGAGGUGACGUGGACGAGCUAGGUGCACUGAGUUUAUGAAGCUUCGUAAGCAUGGUCUCAUUCCUUUGAAGAUUAAUGAUGGUGAGAGGGCACCAUCAUGUGAGAAUGCAGUGUUCUUUACAACAAGGGUAACAUGGAUUAUCAAACAUCAUGCAACCAUGGCUCAAAAUACUUGGGAUGCUAUAGAUACACAAGAAAAAGAGGAGCUGAUCAAUCGUGUUCGGGCUAAUUUCAUUCUAGAUUGGAGUAAAAGGAAUCAUCGCGAGAUGGUCGAGAAGAACCUUGGAAAGAAGUUCAAUGACUUUCACUACCAGCUUCAUAAAAUAUACAUGGGUUGUGCAACCCACGGUGAGGCAUUACUAAAACCAACCUCGUUGGUGGAAUCAGAUGUAUGGAAAAAGUUAUGUGGGAGAUGGGGUAGCGACGAAUUCAAGAAAAUAUCCAAUCAAAAUAAGGUCAAUAGGAAAAGGCAGCAUGUGAACCACACAGCAGGCAGAAAGUCUUUUGUGAGGUUAAUACAAGAGAUGGGUCCGAGCUCAUCAAACUUGGUAAACUUCUAUAAAGAAACUAGAUGGUCAAAGAAGAAAGGGGCAUUUGUCACUCCCAUGACAGAAACACUCUAUAAUAAUAUGAUUGAGAAGUUAGAUGAGAUGGAGCUUGAGGAGCGCACAGAUGAGGCUGCAAAUAUUAUAUUUCGAGAUGUGAUAGGACACAGAUCUGGUUAUGCAAGAGGACUUGGUGUUUCAGUUAUACCCGAGCCUAGACCAUCAUCUAUGUCGGCACAAUUUGAGCACUUAGCCCAAGAAAAUGAGAAACACAAAAAUGAGGCAAUGAUGUACAAGACUGAAUUGGAUGACUUGAAAAGGGAAGUACGACAAUUAUUGGUUUGGCAACAAUCGUAUGACCAGAGGAUGAACCUAUUCGAAUGUGAUUUAGAAAGAGUGUCUAAUAGAGACACUCCAGGAAAUGUUUAGCUGGAUGGCCUUCUAAACUGGGAUUUUUUGAUAAUUUGCUCCAUUUGCUGGCAGGCACAUAUUUUAUUUAAUAGUUGUCUAGAUUUUUGGGUGCAGGAUUUUACUGUUAGUUGUACUUGCUGGAUGUUCCUUGGUGGAAUUAUAAAAUGUCCUAGGCAACAAUAUUUUGGUGGGAUUACUCUGUUAAAGGUUAUGAGAAAACAUUGUAGAAAGCAAAUGGCAUAUGUUGAUAUAAAUCACCCAAGUGGAAUUUUUUGAUGCAACACUACAAGAGCCUGCUGGAUGCUACAUAUGUGGAUUCACUCCCAGGUUUAAAUUAAUGUAUAGGGUUUAAGGUUAAUGUAUAACCAUGUUGACAACAAUUCCAAUGAGAUGCACACAUUCUUCAUCAAGUGUUUAGUGUCGGUAAAUGGAGAUAGGAAUUUAAGUAAUUGCAUGACAAUUAGAAGGAACCUGCUAUAAUGUAUGAUGUAAAAAGUAAAUGAAAUGUUCACAUUCAAGCUUUUUUGUAUGAAAUCUGGAUGGCAAUGUAAAUGAUAAUUAUUGAAAAAAGUGUAUGGUGUUUGAAUUAUAUUAAAUCUAAAACAAAAGUCCUCAAAAUCUGGUACUUGGCAGAGUACUAAAUGAGAGGAAUCUCAAAGAUAAUUUGCCAUUGGUAAAGCUUAAAUUCUUCCUUGGCUACAUACGUUACUACUCUUUAGACAGAAUCUUCUUGAACUUCUUUAUUUUUUCUGAGUUAGUGUGGUGUAAAGAAUGCUUAAUCUAAUUAGAUCCUGUUACCACAAAUUGCAAAGUAUAGAUAUGUAGUAUCUAAAUUUCUUUAAUUCCCCUGUUUUUUAUA
Molecule: messenger RNA, 1827 nt
Organism: Juglans regia (Persian walnut)
Lineage: Eukaryota; Viridiplantae; Streptophyta; Magnoliopsida; Fagales; Juglandaceae
Exons: 6
Coding region: 48-986 (312 amino acids)
Source: RefSeq, a predicted model, not a curated record